Meloidogyne enterolobii is the source of this 438-nucleotide messenger RNA. NCBI's taxonomy places the organism in Eukaryota, Metazoa, Nematoda, Chromadorea, Rhabditida, Meloidogynidae. The record is from the annotation of a GenBank genome assembly.
AUGAUUUAUUUACAACUUUUGUCCAAAAUAAUAUUUAUUAUUUCUAUCAUCUUUUUAACUUCUGGCAUUCAAUCUGAUUCCGUUGUUCCUUUAAACGAUUUGUCAAAUGAAUAUUUAAAUGAGGAUGGUAAUUGUAGUAAUAAUAAUAUUUUCAAUUAUUUUUGGACUUUAAGUGGAAAUGGAAGAAAUAGUAGUGUUUCACACAUUUUUGGGACAUUAAAAAGUCUAACAAUAAAUGAAGAAUUACCAAAAGAAUUGUGGAAAGAAUUAAAUAAUUCUGAAAUUAUUUUAUUAGAAACUAAUUAUAAUGCAAAACAAGCAGCUUGGAAAGAAUGUUUUAAAAAAUUAAAAGAAAAGGAAAUUCCGUUUGGAAAGAAAAUUGAGGAAAAACUUCAAAAUUGUAAAAAUAAAAAAAAAUAUUUUUUUGAAAUUGUUUAA